Schistosoma curassoni is the source of this 2906-nucleotide messenger RNA. Lineage: Eukaryota; Metazoa; Platyhelminthes; Trematoda; Strigeidida; Schistosomatidae. The record is from the annotation of a GenBank genome assembly.
GUUAUAAGCGGAGAACUUUCAAAACUCGACAUAUGUAGGCACUCGUAAACAAAUGGUUAAGGGGAUUGCUGUCCUUUUUGAAUAUGAAACGCCAAAACUUGUACAGAUUUCCAACAUUAGAAUUGGAGUUACUCAACGCCUACUUCAAUUGAUUAUUCUUAUAUAUGUCGUUUGCUGGGUUAUGAUUUAUGAGAAGGGAUAUCAAGAGAAUGAUAUAGCCAAAAGUGCAGUCACAACUAAAGUAAAAGGUGUUGGCUUUACAAACUUUUCGCAUAUCCCGGGGAUCGGGAUACGGAGUUGGGACGUGGCGGAUUAUAUAGUACCACCUUUGGAAAAUAAUGCACUGUUUGUGAUCACCAACUUGAUUAAAACUGAACGCCAGUCACUUUCCAAGUGCCCGGAGAGCUCAUGGGUCCCUGAGGCAGCUUGUUAUAAAGACUCAGACUGUAAACCCUACUUUAUUACCCAUCUUGGCAAUGGUGCUCAUACAGGCAAAUGUAUCAUUAAACCAGGGAAUGAUAUUGGAUCAUGUGAAAUAUAUUCUUGGUGUCCAUUAGAAAAUGAUACUUUACCGCUUGGUAAAAAAUCAUAUUUAUUCCCAAUGGUUUAUAAUUACACACUACUUAUCAAAAAUGAUAUAAAUUUUGAAAAAUUCGGUAUACAUCGACGAAACAUUCAAAAUUGGGCAUCCAAAAAAUUUCUUCGUACAUGUUUAUAUAAUAAAACUGAUCCAGAAAAUCGAUUUUGUCCAAUAUUUCAGUUUGGUACUAUAUUUGAAGAGGCUAAUGUAGACCAAUCAAUAUUUAUUAGUGGUGGUGUAAUCGGGAUUGAUAUCGAUUGGAAAUGUGAUCUUGAUUGGGAUGUUCAAUAUUGUAAUCCAACUUAUUCAUUUCGACGAUUAGAUGAUGCGAAUGCUAAAAUAGCUUCAGGAUUUAAUUUUCGAAUUUUAUUAAACUAUGUCACUAUUCGAAAGAAAAUUGUGUUACUAGGGCAGAUGAAAAUUUAUGCUCAUUUUUACAGUGAAAAUGGAACCAACUAUCGAGAUUUGAUAAAAGCUUAUGGUAUAAGAUUUGUUAUUCAUGUUAGCGGUGAAGCUGGUAAAUUUCAUCUUCUCCCAUUGACAAUGAAUAUUGGUUCAGGUUUAGCUUUACUCGGUUUGGCGCCAACUGUCUGUGACAUAAUUGCAUUAAAUCUUUUAAGAUCAAGAGAUAUUUAUCAACGUGCAAAAUUUGAAACAAUCGCUGAAGAACAAGCUCAUUUAUCUAGUCGUCGUGCUGAUAAAGCACAACGUAAAAAAUAUGGUUUAUCUAAACGGAAUACAGAUACAGUAAAUGAAAAUUCAGAUGAAAAUGGUAAAAUUAUACAAUGGAAAGAUGAUCAAGAAUUUAUAGUAAAUGAUACACAAACUAUACAUUCAUCAACGUAAUCAUUGAAUAAUUGUAAAUUCAAAUGGAAAUGGUACGUUUUUUGUUGUUGUUGUCUUUUCUCUCUAAAAUGGUUUCACUCAUCUUACAUGAAACUGUUGAAACAUUAAAAGACAAUGUAAUCGAAGCUAUGAAGUAUAUAUGCAUAUAUAUAAGAUAGGAUCAUUUCCUUCAAUCUUCAUUCAUAUCUUUUUAAUUGUUAUUCACUCGUACAUAUUUGACGUUAGUUCAAAUUAUAUCUUAACUUCUUUAACUAUUGGUAGUUAUGCUUUUGACUUUUUAAAACUUCCAAUGUGAUACAUGACAAUCGUUUACAUUUUUAACAUCUACAUUCAUAUUUGUUUACAAACUAUUACUAACAUAAAGCAAAAGGAUUAACAUACAUGAAAAGUUAUAUCAUGCUUCUAGAUCUGUUGUAAAUGUUUACAAAUUUUCAUUAAUUAUUGUCAUUUGUCUGCUUUGAAUGUGUUCCCUUUUAUUUUGUCUUGUUCUUUUGUUUUUCUUUUCUGUUUUGUAUUCAACAAUUUCUAUUCGGUUAUCUGUUUUCAUUUAUAAUAAAUUAAUAUAUUUCAUUCCUGUUAGAAAUUAUUUGUUGAAAAUGAACAACAUUGCAUUUCCCUCAGCAACCACCAUCCACCCCCACCCCCCAAAAAAAAACACAACGAAAACAAAAAUGGAUCCAUUUCAUCAGAAUGUGAAAAUAUUCAAAUAUCAAUUGGUUACUAUCAUCUUAAGAAAUGAUGUCCAUUUAGCGAGCGGAAAAAUGGAUUUUGAAAACAACCAGUAUUUUCACAUUUAUAUACUUCAAUUUAAAGUUAUUGAGAAACUUUUUUUCUUAAAUGAUAAACCAACAAAUUGGAACUAUUCAUUUGGAAUUUUUACCAUGUUCACUUUGAUGUAACUUUAUUCUGUAUGUUUGGUGAAAGAAUAUAAUUUGUGUUUUUUUCUCUCUCUCUCUCUUAAUUCCUUAGUCUUUUUUAUUAUAAAAUUAUUUUACAAACAUUAUCUAUGAUAAUCUUAAUGUAUUAUGCAUUUGUCAAAAGUACACAUCUGUGAAUUAUUAUAAGUAUAUAUAUACAUAGUCUAAAUCAUGAAAUAAUCUUAGCUAGAACACUACUGAAAACCUAAAAACUUCGGACGGACGUUUCAUCCUCGUAUGAGACUCCUAAAAAGUGAACAUCCAGGAAUCUACCACGGGGAAUCGAACCUAGAACUUUCGGUCUGUCAUGCAAAUGUUUGACCUUUGGACUACUAAUCUGAUAUCUGAUGUUGUGAGUGUCCAGCUUAAAUCAAAUCAUGAUAUUGCACAACCUUCAUCUAUCGUUUACAGUAAAUAACAAUAUCACACCUGAUAUGGUUGAACUCUAUUGGUCACAGCUUCGUACUAGAUUUCCUGGAGUUGCAUCUUGAAACUAGUGAGCACAUGAUUAUUUUGAGUAUUUAUGUAUAUGUUACGUGUUUUCUAUAUAUAAUUCCUAUUCG